AUGAAAAGUAUCCCAUAUGCAUCUGCAGUAGGCAGUCUAUUGUAUGCACAGGUCUGCACUAGACCUGACAUUGAACUGGCAAUUGGAUUGCUGGGUCGAUAUCAAAGCAACAUAGGAUUGGAACAUUGGAAAGCUGCAAAGAAAGUCAUGCGGUAUUUUCAAGGAACAAAGGACUACAGUUUGACCUACAGACACACUAACCAUUUGAAGUUAGUUGGAUAUUUAGAUUCAGAUUUUGCUGGAUAUUCUAUGGCGAAACCAAUCAAGAUCUUCUGCAAUAAUCGUGCUGCCAUUUGCUUCUCUACGAAUAACAAAAGUGGAAGUAAAAGUAAACAUAUCGACAUCAAGUACCUUCGUGUGCGAGAACAUCAAAAAGAAUGA
Molecule: messenger RNA, 381 nt
Organism: Corylus avellana
Lineage: Eukaryota; Viridiplantae; Streptophyta; Magnoliopsida; Fagales; Betulaceae
Source: RefSeq, a predicted model, not a curated record